Messenger RNA from Uranotaenia lowii, 4380 nucleotides. RefSeq lists its product as uncharacterized. The record is from RefSeq and is a predicted model, not a curated record. Gene Ontology annotation, cellular component: nucleus. The coding region runs from base 40 to 1791 and encodes 583 amino acids. NCBI's taxonomy places the organism in Eukaryota, Metazoa, Arthropoda, Insecta, Diptera, Culicidae. The transcript is spliced from 3 exons.
GCACUUCGUAGACGGAGGUUUUUUAUUUAUUCAAAAAAAAUGGGCAUUCGGCACCUGGAAACAUUUGUUCGCAGAGAAGUCCGUGGCGGUGUGUAUAAAGUGAAUAUGGAACGGGAAAUAAGAUCGUACGCCGAAGCUCAUAAUGGAAUGAAACCGAUCAUCGUGUUUGAUCUUAUGGCGCUCUACCGACCUUUUACCUUUGCCGAUUUGCCUGGUUUUCUGUGCGGAAUUCGCUUCAACUGGUCAUAUCGGUACAUGGAACGUUUUUUUCAGCGUCUCAAAGAGGCUGGUGCUGAGUUGGUCUUCUUUUACGAUGGCCCAGUUCAGGAGAUGAAAUAUGACACCUGGAUACAAAGACAGGAUGAAAAAUAUGCCAAAAUGAUAGAGAUAUUCGACAGCAUUGACCAACAAAUAAGUGUCAAAGAAAUUUUGAAAAGAUUUGGUGCACGUCUUCCCAGUUGUACUUUUCUCCCAUUAGUAAAACUGGCCAAGAAACAUGGAAAUGUUCACGUUACGUUCUCACAGGAAUGUGAUCAGGCGUUGGCCAUAUACGCUAGUCAAGUGAAGGCAUUAGCAAUCGUUUCGAACGAUACUGAUUUCUUGAUAUUUAAAGGGUUCUGGCGUUACUGGUCUUCGGAUAUCAAUUUUGAAACAUUAACUACGUACGAAUAUAAUCGCCCGCUAGUGGUUAGAACGUUGGGUUUGACUUUUUAUCAAAUGAGACUGUUAGCUACACUAGGCGGAAAUGAUAUCGUUCACUACGAAGAAGUUUUAGAGUUCCAUCAGAAAAUCGCUCCAAAUUACAAGAAAUUUCAUGCUAUAGCACAAUUUGUGAGGGAUCGGAACUAUCAACUGAACAACUACAAGGACCCAUCCGUUUUUCGAACAUUACUUGAUGAUGUCUUUGACAGACAACAAUUAAAUGAGGAUUUAAUCAAACGGUUUCGUCAAAGCUUAGAUUUCUACGAUACAGAAAGCCCUCCUCCAUGCAUAAAUCCUUCGAAUGAUGCUAUUAUAAACUUGUUACUGCAGGAGGAAAAUACGUUUGCCUAUCAAAUUAUGACAAACCAUCCGUACAACGUGACUACAUUCUUCACCGAUAUGCGGGACACAAAUGUUGGAGGACGAUUUGUCGACCUAGUGAUUCCCAUACACGCGCGGAAAGCGGGUAUAAUAAUUUAUCACCGUCAAGCAGAGAGAGAUAAUACAAUCAAACUAGUAGCUAAAUUAUCACACAACGCAUCUCACUCCUUACAAACGGUCCCCAUACAAUUUCCAGACAGAAUAACAGUUCCACCAUUACUUGAUUUGUACUCGAAACGAGAUGAUAUUCAAAAAAGUCUGGUCAACACUAAGUGGCAGUUGUUCAGUUGGAUAUGCUCCGAUAGACUGGACCCAAGUCUACUAACACCAAUUCCGGAUGUACUUCGUCCGACAGUUGUUGCCUUGUUUUACCUUAUGGAGAAAAAUAUAAUUCAACUUUUCGAGGCAGAUCUGUUGCUACAGAUAAGCUACGACGUUACUUUUAAAACGUAUGAUAUUGACGAGGUGCAAUAUCCUGAUGUUCUGGAAGAACGGCCAUUUCGAUUGACAUUUUUGUGGUGCAAAAUCUACUCAUAUUUUUCAAAAGCUCUAAGAGUGGUAGGAUUAAACAACGAAAACCCUUUGACUCCUUUCGAUGGGGUACUAUUUCACUCUCUGUACGGUAGCUGGCAGAAACAAACUAAACUUUCCGAGCAGGUUAAACCGUGGAGAAUCUACGAACGUUUGUUUUUAGCGACCUCCAGUUGAGCAACAUCGCCAAUACAUCUAUUUGCCGGCAACGGAAGAUAAAAUUGAAGGUGCUUCAAAAACGAAUGUGGCCAUUUGAUAAACAAUUCAUUUGUGAAAAAAUCUUCUAGUAAUAUGGGCUCCCCUUCUACCCAAAACCCCCUUUCUCCAGAUACAGAUUCAAUAUAUGUUUGUUUUUUAUUUAAACUUUCGUAAAAGAAAAAUAGGAAGUGUGAUGUUCAAGCAUGUUAUAAUUUGUGAUAAAUAAUAAAAAAAAAAUUUAGGACCUAACCGGAAGCGUUUUAUUUAUCUUUCUGAUUGAAGCAUACUUAUACAAAAAACGAUCAUUUACCUUAUUCUUUGAAUAGAGCAUGUUCGGGUGAAUUUUUAUUCGAACUUGGUCUCAAUUAUGAAAAUUAUGAACAUCUCAGAGAAACAUCAAAGGUCUAACGUUUUAAGUAAUCGAUGAGUAUGAUACACUGAUUCUAAGUUAUUAAUCGGAAAAUUGGCUGGUGACAUCAUUCUCUUCAGUGACCCGGAACUAUAGGGUUUCUUCUUCUUCUUCUUUUACCAACACAGCCAAAACAUGUAAGCAUCCUGGAAAAUGUAAAGACUUGCGUCCUUCAUUUUUCUUUUCAACAUUAUCUCUGAUACUUACAUAAAACAUGCAUUGCAGAUAUACUACGCACGGCCAACCAUGUGGUAAAUACCGCAAAAGAUACUGGAAAAAAGCGAGGAAUAAAGCGUGGAGUUCUCUACCAAACGCUUCAUAUGGUAAAUGAUCCUAUACUUACAACAUAAUUUGAAAAUUGCUACAAGAAUCUCGAUACAUUGUGUAAGAAAAUUAUACAAUAAAAACGUUUAAAGUAGUAGAAAAGGUUGGAUCUCAGCAAAAAGACUUUGUUGUUUUCAACUAGAAAUGUCUUAUUCUGUAGUCUGGACCGACUGAAAUUUAGACAUCAGUGAUUUAGAUUCCUUCUGAACUUCCUCAACCAGGUGCAUGCUGGAACAAAUCACACAUCACUCCGGGAAGUUCCUCCGAUCAUUUAUUCAAUCAUUCUCACUUUUUUAUUUCUAAAAUUUCUAGUUUAACUUUAAAUUAAUUUAAAAAAAAUUAUGGACGAAAACAAAAACGCGUGCUUUGCCCAAAAGUCAUGGCUUACACCUCCCGGAACAAUAGGAUUUCUUUCAAUAAAAAAUUGAAACCAUCUGACAUUUAAGUGUCUUAGCUGCAUGUAUUGUCUAUUUCGAUAUGUUAAUCACAGAGUGGGAAGGAAUAAAUUAGAAUAAUAAAAAAAAAAAACAAAAUCAGUCAAUACUUUCAAAGAUUCUUCAAAAGUUCAAAAUCGUCACGUACCCAGUUCUUCGUCGGCUUGGCUUAAAGUCCUCAGGGCAAUAUUCUCUCCGGGAGUGGAAAACCUUUGCCUCCUCCGGAACCCACCUGAUUUAAAGCAAACCGUUCGAAAUAAGCACAUGAUCAAACAACUGGUUCCCAGAAGGCUUGCAAUGAUAGUUACCAGUGUUAGAGAACUGGCGUACAGCGUAUCGGAAAUGGCUGUUGAAUCGAUCGUUGACUGACUUACUGAGGACGAUCGGACAAGGGAUCGUUUCAGUUUAAACUUAUGCACUUUGGUUGGUAGCAGCUCUGCUACGUAGAUAUCAUCCCCGCUUGGGCUGACGGCCAACUCGUGGGGAUUGUUGAACGCCCCCGGUUGGCUGGGGCUAUUUGGAUGAAACUUCGCUACCACUUCGUUAUGGUUCAUAGAAAGUAGGAAUCCAGUUACCGGGACCGGAAGGGUUCCCAAAGGUGGUCCAUUAAUCACGUAGAACAUCCCCCCAUCCAAAGGCACAUACUUCACGCUGAAAAGUCGAUGACCUAUUUCCGGACUGCUGUACAUCGAGUGAAACGUACCGUUCGUAGCAUGGAAGCACUGUAUUCGACCCUGUUCACGAUCAGCCACGCACAGCAAACCUUUAUCUGCCGCAUAGGUCAAGGCGUGUGGAAUGGCGAAGAAACUUUCCGGCACCGGUCCGUCGGGCAUCAGGAAGGUCCGGGUCAAUACGAAAGAAUUCUUGCCCCAACUCAUCAACAAGGUACCAUCGGAAGCGUACUUCAUCACCCGACCAUUGCAGUAACCAUCGGCGACGAAAAAGUCUCCACUGUCCAGCACCGCGACCGAGGUGGGUUUACAGAAAUGGUGUCGAUCGCUGCCCGGCUCGAAGCGGAUCCCCAGGGUUAGCGAGGGUUCGGUCGUGGACAGUUUUGGGUUGAAUUUGAACACCUGAUGCAUGGCGACAUCCGUUAGCCAGAAGUUGUCGUGACGAUCGAUCGUCAAUCCGUGGGGCAUGUAGAAUCUAAAAAAAUAGGAAGAAUGAUAAAAAAAUGACCUAAAUGACAUAAACACAAAAAUCAAGAAAUGUAACAAGGAAAGAAAAUAGAUUUUGUUUAAUUUAAUUUAUUUUAUAAGAGAGGCUUGCUUGGUAGAUUCGCCUCUUUAAGAAAAUAGAAAAUUACAAAAUAAAGAAAAAAUAAGAAAUUAAACAAAUAUACCUACAAAAAUGGCAAUCGACAAAAUAAUUGGCAAUUGUAACAAAAAUAUCAAGAUUAUG